AUGGCAUUCCUUCCGUCUUUAUUUUGUUGUUUACUUUACUUCUUUUUCUUCGUAAAGGAAGUUCUUUUUUUUGCUUUCCUUCUUUCUUUCUUUCUUUCUUUCUUUCUUUCUUUCAAAAAUGUAUUUCAUUUUUUCAUUCUGCCUGCAGCUUGUUUUUGUUUAACAUUUCUUCCUCCCUUUUUUCUUUCUUUCUUUAGUUCGUAUUUCUUUCUUUCUUUUAUUCAUUCUUACAUUUUCCUUUUUUUGAUUUCUUUAUAUUUUUCCAUUUUUUUCACUGCAUUUCGUAUUUUCUUUCUUUCUUUCGCUUUCUUUUUUGUUGCAUUUUGUUUGUUUCUUUCUUUCUUUCUUUCCGAAAUGUAUUUAUUCUUUUUCGUAUUUUUCUUUCUCUUUCUUUUUUGUAGUAUUUUCUUUCUUUUUCGCUCUUUCAUUCUUUCCAAAAUUUCUUUCUUUUAUUUCAUUCUGUCGUUUCUUUCUUUCUUUCUUUCUUUCUUUCUUUCUUUCUUUCUUUCUUUUUCCGACCGAAAUGUAUUUAUGUCAUUCAGUGACAUUACUUCCUCCCUUUUCUUUCUUUCUUUCUUUCUUUCUUUCUUUCUUUAUUUAUUUAUUUAUUUAUUUAUUUAUUUUUUCAAUAUUUUUCACAUUUCUUUCUUUCUUUUCUUCAUUCAUAUUUUUUUCUUUUUUGAUUUCUUUCUUUUUUUCUAUUUUCUUUCUUUUUUCUUUCUUUCAUUCUCUCCUAACUUUAUUUCUUUUUUUCUUUCAUAUAACAUUUCAUCCUCUCGUUUUUUUCUUUCUUUCUUUCUUUCUUUCUUUCUUUCUUUCUUUCUUUCUUUCUUUCUUUCUUUCUUUCUUUCUUUCUUUCUUUCAUUCAUUCUUUCAUUUGUUUAG
Messenger RNA from Acanthosepion pharaonis, 885 nucleotides. Lineage: Eukaryota; Metazoa; Mollusca; Cephalopoda; Sepiida; Sepiidae. The record is from the annotation of a GenBank genome assembly.